AGAUAUUCCAUGAUGUUGCCUAUAAAGCGAAAGACCGAAAUGAUCUUUUAGCAGGAAUAGAUGAGUUCUUAGACCAAGUGACAGUCCUACCUCCUGAGAGAGUGGGAUCCAUCUAUACGCAUUGAGCCACCAAAAAGUGUUCCUUCUCAGAAAAGCGCAAGAUCCCAACUAUCCCAAAUGGUUCAACACCAACCAAGUGAGACGUUAAAAGAGGAACAACACCAUGCUGGCCCAGAGCUCCAGAGAACUGGAAGGCUUUUUGGUGGUUUGAUGCAUGACAUCAAAAGGAAAGCACCUUUUUUCUUGAGUGACUUCAAGGAUGCAUUAAGCCUGCAGUGCCUGGCCUCCGUUCUUUUCCUAUACUGUGCCUGUAUGUCUCCUGUAAUCACUUUUGGAGGUCUCCUGGGAGAGAAGCCACACAAAACAGAAUAAGUGCAAUAGAGUCUCUUUUUGGAGCAUCGCUAACGGGCAUUGCCUAUUCUCUAUUUGCU
This is a messenger RNA of Staurois parvus, 491 nucleotides long. Lineage: Eukaryota; Metazoa; Chordata; Amphibia; Anura; Ranidae. The record is from the annotation of a GenBank genome assembly.